Messenger RNA from Helianthus annuus (common sunflower), 1634 nucleotides. Its product is annotated as transcription factor bHLH123. Bases 97 to 1356 code for a protein of 419 amino acids. Lineage: Eukaryota; Viridiplantae; Streptophyta; Magnoliopsida; Asterales; Asteraceae. The record is from RefSeq and is a predicted model, not a curated record. The transcript has 7 exons. Gene Ontology annotation, molecular function: DNA-binding transcription factor activity, RNA polymerase II-specific; RNA polymerase II cis-regulatory region sequence-specific DNA binding; protein dimerization activity. Gene Ontology annotation, cellular component: nucleus. Gene Ontology annotation, biological process: regulation of transcription by RNA polymerase II.
UUGAUUUCAUUUUACAACUUUAAACCAAUAUUUUUUAACCAAGAACAAUAAACUUACAAGUAUCUUCAAGAUCAAGAAAUUAAUUUGAUCCAAAAGAUGGCAGAUAGCUGGUGGGAUUCAAGAACAAGACCUUGCUUAGAUUCAAUUUCUGUCACCUCCAUGAAUCUUUUCCAAGAAACCACAGAAAGCACCACCACAACCACCACCAGUAGCGGCGGAAACCGCGGUGGUGGUGGUGGAUUGUUGGGAAACAACCCAAGUCUACAGAUGAUGGAGUUAGGUCUUUCAUCACAACCAGUAUCACAGCCGUUGGAUUGGAAUCAAACUUUAUUACGUGGAGAUCAAAGAAAUGAUGAUCAUCAAAGUGGUUACCAAACCCUAAUUCAAGAAGAUAAUGGUUUGAGUUCAAACACAAGCAUUUUUCAAGAAACACCAUGGAAAUCACAUAAAAUAUAUUUAGAGCCACCUUCUGAGUUCAAGCAAAUUAACGUUAGAGGUUUUCGAUUAGACGAACCAUUGCAUUACAACGAUGAAAGUGGAUUAAAUCCAAGCUUCCAACCCAUAGAUCAUUCCUAUGGAAGUAACUCUACAAUAAUACAAAGCUUAUUUGGUUCUGAUACUAACACGAAUCAACAAAGUGAUUCGUGUUAUGAUCAGAACCAAGGAAUGGGUUAUAAUUCGUACCAAUCUAGCUAUGGUGGCAUCACAAUGUCUGGUGGAAGUGGCAGCAGCGGUGGAGAGUAUCCGCCACUGCCACCACAUCCGCCUCAAGAAUUCUCAGGGAAUUCACCACCUAAAGUGCAGCCCCAACUGCACUUUUCCAACAACGCUCAAUUUUGGAACGCGUCGCCUGCAUCCACUAAUGAUGUUAGAUCAAGUUUUUUCCCGUUGCAAAUGCAAUCACCUUCUACCAUUGAAGAUAAACCAAAGAAUCCCAUAUCUGAAAUGGUGAAAAAGAGCAACACCAAAUCGUCAUCAUCAGCCAAGAGACCAAGAAAUGAAAACCCACCAAUGCCAGCUUUUAAGGUGAGAAAAGAAAAGAUGGGGGACAGAAUCACUGCACUCCAACAAUUAGUUUCUCCUUUCGGAAAAACUGAUACAGCAUCCGUACUGUCUGAAGCAAUUGAAUACAUCAAAUUUCUCCAUGAACAAGUUAAUGUUCUAAGUACCCCAUAUAUGAAAAAUGCUGCAAUCAUGCAGCAACAACAACAGAUUCCGGAUAAGACAUCAGAAGGAUCCAGACAAGAUCUAAGAAGUCGAGGACUAUGUUUGGUACCGAUGUCAAGCACAUUCCCUAUGACACACGAAACAACAGUCGAUUUCUGGACACCAUCUUUUGGAGGAACAUUCAGAUAAGUGUGAAAACACUAAAGAAUUUGUGGAUGGGACCGGUAGAGAUCAUCAAAGGAAUUAAUUCAAAGCAAUAAUAUACAAAUAUCUUGUAGAAAUCUGAAGAGAAAGUAAAUGAAAGGAUAUGAAUCUUUAAAAUGCUGGGCCAGCAACAAGCAAAAUGAUGCAGUUUUGGCCAAUGUUAUUAAUUAGUUAAAGGUGUCUACCUUUGUACAUAGAAUUUGAGUCAUUUGUAAUAACUUUAGUAUUAAUAAUGAUUAGUUAACUAAAGUUUUGUGUAGAAA